AACCUUCCAUCGGCCUCUUGUUGCGUCGUCUAUAGCGUUUACACAGAGCAGGCAGCGAGAAUGGCCGAUUCCAAGCUCUACGACGUCUUGGGGGUUUCCAGAGGGGCCACAGAGUCUGAGAUCAGGAGAAAUUAUCGUAAGUUAGCCAAGGAAUAUCAUCCAGACAAGAACCCAGCUGCAGGCGAUAAGUUUAAGGAGAUUUCUUUUGCAUAUGAAGUCCUGAGUGACCCACAGAAAAGAGAAAUUUAUGAUCGCUACGGGAUGAAGGGUCUACAGGAAGGCGGAGACUCUGGCCCAAGCUUUGGGGCUGAGGACCUCUUUGGUCAUUUCUUUGGAGGUGGAGGUGGUGGCCCCUUUGGAAGCUUCUUCGGUGGCUUCGGAGGAGGUGGAAUGCGUGGCGGGAGAAGAGGGCCAAGACGAGGAGAAAACACUGUGCAUAGGCUUAAAGUUUCCCUGGAAGACCUUUACAAUGGGAAAGUUGCCAAGCUACAGUUAUCAAAGAACACAAUUUGUACAUCAUGUGGAGGUGAGGGAGGUCCCCCAGGAGCUCUUCACCCUUGUAGGACAUGUAAUGGUAGGGGUGUCAAGGUGACCAUCACACAGUUGGGCCCAGGGAUGGUACAGCAGAUGCAGAGUCGCUGCCCAGACUGUGACGGGGAAGGUGAGGUAAUUAAUGAGCGUGACCGUUGCCAAGCUUGUGUGGGAAGGAAAGUUAUACAGCAGACCAAAAUCUUGGAGGUGCACGUUGACAAGGGUAUGAGAGAUGACCAGCGCAUUAAUUUUCGUGGAGAGGGUGACCAAAUGCCUGGUGUUGAGCCUGGUGAUGUCAUUAUUGUUCUCCAGGAAAAAACUCACGAGACUUUCCAGCGUGCAGGUACUGAUCUCUUAAUGAAGCACACUGUUUCACUUACUGAAGCUCUGUGUGGAUUUUCGAUGGUUGUGAGGCACUUAGACGGACGAAAUCUCCUCAUUAAACAGCCUCCCGGAUCAGUCUUGCAGCCAGGAUGUGUGCGAGGUGUGAUAGGUGAAGGCAUGCCCAUUUACAAGAACCCAUUCGAGAAGGGUGACCUCUAUGUUAAAUUUGACGUUGCAUUCCCAGAAAAUUAUUUUGCUACUGAAAAUAAACUCAAGGAAUUAGAAAACCUACUAGGUGGACGUCCCCCGGCACUUCCCAUUCCUGCUGAUUCAGAGGAAGUAAACCUCACAGAGUUUGAAGAAAACUAUAGCUCGGGGAGCUCUCAAGGAAAUUACUAUGAUGAGGAUGACGAUCACCCACAUCUUGGAGGACAGCAUGUACAGUGUGCACAUCAGUAAGAGAUCUGCCGGAAUGGGAUGCUGCCGAUGAUGUUCCCUUUGGUGUGUGCUCCUGAGGCUAUGCAUUCAGUGAACGCCAUGGUUUAGUGUGAAGAGAAAACUUUUUCAAGUCAUCUGCCAUCCUUACCUGGAUUAUCUAGUAGCAUUAAAAUCACAUGUAGACUCCCCAGGUAUAAUGCACACAUCAAUAUCAUUGUAUCCUAUUAAGUUGGGCUUUCCCUGAAGUCACUGUAGGGUUGGAUAGGAAGAGAGCGAGCAGUUCAGUUCUCUUCCCGGAAAGCAACGUGGUAUACUUUGUGAAUAACUCGUAUCCAUGCUUUGGGAUUGGCUUAGUUAGGUUUGUUUCUCUCAUCACACUUGAUUUCCUUUACUUUAUCUUUUGUCUUUGCUCUUCUGUAUACUAUUUGAAGUAUUAUUUUUUCUCUUCUUUUUGUGGUUGUGUGAAAUACUUGAAUGAUAAUCUGUGCAUCAUAAAGAGACCCUAAGGUAAUAUAGCUAAGGCUUUGAUGCUUGAACUAUUGAUGUAAGGGAAACCAGCAACAUUUCUUUCGGUUUUAAUCUGAAAGCCUUUAUACCCCAUGGAUGAUAGUGACAUUGUGUUGUACAGUUUGUGAUAUGACAAAAGUAACAACCAAAGAACUGAUGAUGAGUGGAAAUGCACAGUGCACUGCGUUGUCAUAGCUCAAACGACUUUCAAAAAGUGAUCAUUCCUAGCUAAGACUUCGUGUUUUCCUAAAAGCCAUUCCCAACAGCUGAUUUGAGACUGUGUGUAAAACUGCUGCUGCUUUAGUGUAUGCUUUUUCAUUUCUUUUUCUUUUUCUAGUCUUUUUUUUCUUAAUUUUCACGAAAAGAGAGGCUCUAGGAUGGGAGGAGGAAAGUUUAUGUAUUCUUGCAAUAAUUUCAUCAGCUGUGAAAUGUACUUUUUUCCAAUAUAGUUUUUCAUUUAUCCUUUUUUUUUUCAAGGUUUUUAUUUUAAUCAUGUAAUCCUAUUUAUAUGAAUGUAUUUAUCAUUAGUAAGAUACGCGACAUGAGGAAAGAAACAUGUAAAUCUUUUAGAAAUAAAUAUACCUUGUAAUACAAAGUCUUUGGUUCUAAAGUGCCAGUAAUUGAAAAGAUGUGUGAACACAGUAAGGUAACAUACAUUUGCUCUUAUCCUCAUCUAUGAAUGGACUUCACCCAAGAUUAUCUAAGGAAGUUGUCAACUAAAACAUUCCCAUGUUAAGGAUCACCCCUCCCCUCAUUAUUAAUUUUCCCAUCCCCAAUUAUGUACUGUACAAGAAACAAGGUCCACUAACCUGAUUUCCUUUUGUAUUACAAAGUGUAACAAAAUAAUUUGUAUGAUUUGGCUCAGAUGUAUGCAUGCAGAAAUGUGUGUGUAUAUAUAUCCAAGAACAGAUAUAUAUAUAUAUAUGUAGAUUUUUAUGAAAACCAAAAACAGAAGGGUAAUGCUAUGCAUAACCUCCUGGGCAUUUAUGACACUCAAAAUUCCAAUAAACAUAUAUCAGUUA
Penaeus chinensis is the source of this 2822-nucleotide messenger RNA. RefSeq names its product dnaJ homolog subfamily A member 2-like. Gene Ontology annotation, biological process: response to heat; protein refolding. Bases 61 to 1314 code for a protein of 417 amino acids. The record is from RefSeq and is a predicted model, not a curated record. Lineage: Eukaryota; Metazoa; Arthropoda; Malacostraca; Decapoda; Penaeidae. Gene Ontology annotation, molecular function: ATP binding; Hsp70 protein binding. Gene Ontology annotation, cellular component: cytosol; cytoplasm. The transcript is spliced from 9 exons.